Messenger RNA from Bacillus rossius redtenbacheri, 378 nucleotides. RefSeq lists its product as uncharacterized. The record is from RefSeq and is a predicted model, not a curated record. The coding region runs from base 1 to 378 and encodes 125 amino acids. The transcript is spliced from 2 exons. Lineage: Eukaryota; Metazoa; Arthropoda; Insecta; Phasmatodea; Bacillidae.
AUGGCAGAUAACUACGAGGAGGGCGAGUGUUCAACAGACGCCGCCACCACUCCUGACGCCGCCGCAACAGCCGCCACAACAGACGCCGCCGCCACCACACCAGAUGCCGCCGAAACAGACACCACCACACCAGAUGCCGCCGAAACAGACACCACCACACCAGACGCCGCCGCAACAGACGCCGCAACAACAGACGCCGCCACCACACCAGACGCCGGUUCAACGGACGCAACCACACCAGACGCCACCAACACUGAUGCAACCACACCAGACGCCGCCGCAACUGACGCAUCCGCACCAGACGCAGCCGCAACUUACACCACCACACCAGACGCUACCACUCCAGACGCCGCCUCCGACGUCGCCGCCCCCAGCUGA